GUCGCGCCGUCCCUGCUCACGAUCUCGCUGCCGCAGCACGUGGUGAAGAUGUCGUCAUCCUUGAACACAGGCGCCGCGGGGAUGAACUCGCGCUCUUGCAGAUGCUGCUUCCGAAACUACACCCUGGCGUUGGAGCCUGGGGCAUCAAACAGCCGCCCCUACCUGCUGGUGUGCGGACAUGUCUUCUGUGGAGCAUGCCUGCAGGACAAAGGCACACGCGCAGGCUGCGAGUUUGUGUGCCCCACCUGCAAGAUGGUGACCAGGAUUCCUGGAGCCGGUGGCUUUUCUCAGCUGCCUCUGGAUUUCUAUUCACUUGGAGUUGUGGCAGCAUACAAAUACUCGUGCGGUGUCCCACGGUCCAAACAAAACCUUGGUAGGAGCCAAGUGAAGUCGCAUCAGCUCUUGCAUACGGACGGAGGAGGAGCCCUCCGGGAGACCCGGGGGAUCCCGGACGAUGUUCGCUUGAACCUGACCACUGGAAAGGAGAGGCGCUGUGCCGAAUGCGAGCGGCAGAAAGCCGUCCUGUCCUGCAUGCAUUGCCGAGAGGACUUUUGCGACUCCUGCUUUAAGAAGGUUCACGGAAAUGCGAAAGUGCUGAAAAACCACAAAGUGAACAAAAUGUAUCCCAGUGACUGUGAGAAUUGUGAGGUGCACGGUAAGCCGUACGCGUACUGCUGCGAGCUUGGUGACGGCGGUGGCGGUGGCAGCGACGUUGCGUGCGCGGAUUGCAUCCCGGAUUCUGAGCACAGCGACCACGACCAUACUCUGCUCGAUACCAAGAAGGAAGAGCUGAGCGUGCAGCUUCUCAAGGCCAUUGUUGCGGGCCAGACGGGGGUCUUAAAACUGAAGGAGGCACUGAGCGAGUUUGAGAAGUUGCAGUCUGAGCUGCAGCUGCAGCUUCACACAGUGGUGUGCAGCAUCCAUGGGAGCAUCCACUCGCUGUGCUCCAUGGUGCAGGCCCGGGGUGAAGAGCUCAUUUUUCAACUGAAGGACAUGGAGGUUCGGCUCCACCCCAUACUGACGAGAGGAGCGAGCAUUCUUCACGAGUCUCUCUUGUCGAACUGCGUCACCCUCGAUACUGCCUGCAGCAUGGCUCGGGGCCAGCAGUUCUCUCCGCGGGACGUGCAAAAGGUGGUAGACCAGCUCCUGACGAUGGACGUCCCGGAGCUGUGCUCCAUAUUGCUGGAUGACUCGCUGGAGCUACAGUGUGACCUGGACCCUACGCAGCUGAUCGGCCACAUUAAGGAACUCGGCACGAUUAUAUUCCCCAAAAGGUUCCUGGAGUAUGGCGAAAGCAUGAGUGCGGCUGCUUGGUCAGACCGGUCUCCUGUAGGGGCCAUGCCACUUUCGUCGAUGCAGCAGCAGCUGCUGCAGCAGCAGCAGCUGCUGCAGCAGCAGCAGCGGGCUCACGGCAGCUGUGCCACAGCCAGAGGCCACACAGAAAAGGGGCCAAUCAUGCCUGGCCUUAAGUUCGCCCGGAACCUGCAGGGUCUGAAGCACUCGCCCCCAACCACAUCGACGCUGUCCAAGAAGGGGGGGGGAGCAGUGUGCGCUGCUGCUGCAGCGCCAUCGUCCACAUCGCUCGCCUGUUGCCUCUCCCCAGGCACAUCUGGAGGAAUGAUUCCAGCUGGUGGAGAGACGAGCUUUGUUCAAAGGUGCAAGAUCGGGAACGCAAACUUGCUGCGCAAUCGGCCCUCCUGGAUUUCGCAUGACGCGUUGCAUUCAGAGCAGGUGAUGUUGACCCACGUGGUGAAUCCCAGACACUUCUACGUGCGGUACUACGCCGCUCGCUCCCGCAACGAGAAGCUAAACUUGGCGCUCUCAAUGUACUGCAUGGUCGACACUAAAAACUCUUCAGCCAUACAAACCCUCAGCAUCGGCGAGGUUCUGUGCAUGCGGAGCUGCGUCAGCAAUAAGUGGCAUCGCGUCAAAAUAAUUUCCAUCCAGGCCGGCGAGGAGUUGUGCGGUUCUGUGCAAGUGGAGGGAAGAGAGGGCACGGCUAGCCUCGGGCCUUUACAAAGCGUCGCAUUGCAAAGCACGGUGCCAAUUUUCCACCGUGACGAAGUUCCACUUGAAUCGGAAGGCGUCCCUAACUCGACGGGCACUGAACCAUUUCUCGACGAGCGGGGGUCGGAAAACGACGCGUCCUUUGGAGUGGCGACAGCGGCCGAAAUUACGUCAUCUGUGGAAGCUGGGCACGUGGCUGAUGAGGGCGUUGUGGGGGCGAGAGGCAGCGCUGCUGAGCAGGGCUCGCCCCACGCCGGGCAGACCCUGCAUGCGGAUGAGAAAAGUGGCGGUGGCGGCUGUGGCGUUGUCGAGGCAGAUUACCUCCCUCUGCUUGAAUGCACGUGUCCCGAACCCCCCGGCAUUUGUGGCUCGACCACGAGCUCGCAAAAGCGAGAGGACCCGGAAGGCAAACGCGCGGAUGCGCGUGGAGAGGGCGAUGUCGCUGAAUGGAACCUGUCCCCCCAUAAGAGCGCCGAACUUGGCUGUGGAAUCGGCAAAAUGAGAGACGGAAAAAUUCGAGUGGUGUUGGAUCUGAUCCCCUGCUCGGAGGAAAUGAAAAUGAUCGACAGUGUCUUGAAAUGCGGCUUGGAACACGAGGACGCCGGGGUUGCUGCUGCACCUGACAGGAGCCCAGGAGUGGAAGCUGAAGCCCAAGCAAGCGCUGACACUCAGUCGCCCAAACCGGCCUUUGUUUCACAGGGAGCGUCGUCAUUUCCCAUUGACAAAGUAACCAGGCUUAACGUUUUCCUGGUGGAUGAAGGAAGAACGGAAGUCUUUUACGUGGGAAGUGAACGUGCGCUCAAGCGGAGCAGAAGGAAUGCCGCAUGCGUGGUUUCGGAUUUGAGGCCACACCUUCGUCGUCCAGACCACGAGCUCCUGAAGCUGUUCGAGAAAAUCCCAGCGGCUGCCAUACGCUGUGCUCUCAAGGAUGUGGUGCCCUUCGUCGCGGGUCAGGGUUGGAGUGUGGAGUCAAGCAAAGCGUUUGCAACGAUGCUCCGUGGACAGAUUGUCCACAUGGUCGUGGCUGCCAGAGCCGGCGGCACAUUCAUCGUGGACCUCGUGAAGUCCCCACACAGCCAGGUGGAGAACGAUGUCCCGGUGUCGCUCAGAGAUGCCCUCGUCUUCUUAGAGCUUGCCAGGUUCCGGUGCCAAUCCGCACCACUCUCCAUGCCAGUCCACAGGCCCGGUCGUUAUCCAGCCUUCAUUCCACCCAGCAAGCUCCAGCCCCUCACGUGGUUCUGCCUCAUGUUAAGCCACAUAAACAGUCCCAGCGACUUCUACGUGCAGCAGGUGAGCACGAUGAAGUGCUUGCUGGAGCUGAAGCGCACUUUGCAGCUCUUCUAUCGGAACUACCGCAAGGACUGGAGGGUCGUGCAUGCCACUGUGGGGCAGCUUUGUGUUGCCCAAUUCAGCGCAGACCAGCAAUGGUACCGUGCCCAGAUCAUCGGUUUACCAGGCAAGGGAGAUGUGGAGGUGAGAUACGUUGACUAUGGGAACACGGAGCGCACCUCGGUGUCCUGCAUACGCAAACUGGACAAGUCGUUUCUACAAUUGCCAGAGCUGGCGGUGCCGUGCUCUCUGGCGGACAUCCAUGCAGACGGAGAGUGCUGGACGGUGGCGGCCGUGGAACGCUUCCACCAGAUAGUGGACAACAAGCACCUGUGGUCUUUGGUUACCAGUGUGUAA
This is a messenger RNA of Lethenteron reissneri (Far Eastern brook lamprey), 3693 nucleotides long. RefSeq lists its product as uncharacterized. Lineage: Eukaryota; Metazoa; Chordata; Hyperoartia; Petromyzontiformes; Petromyzontidae. Gene Ontology annotation, molecular function: zinc ion binding. The record is from RefSeq and is a predicted model, not a curated record.